UUUUACAUGAAAAUGUUUUUGGUGGGAAUGGGAUACUGUCACAAGUGCUCUGUGCUCAUUAAAUAGAACAAUAUGGCACCGGUAACGGGAAAGUAUCAACAUUACAAGAACGAAGACAUUGAUGACUAUUUUAUUGCUGUAGGUGUUCCAUUCAUUGGAAGAAAGAUGAUGUCAAUGUCUUCGCCUCUGAUGGAAAUAACUCUAGAUGGAGAAACCAUGACAAUCAAAAAUUCAUCAUUGCUUAGAACUGUUGAGCACUCUUUUAAAUUAGGUGAAGAGUAUGAAGAGAAGAUGCCAAACACCACUAUCAAAAGUGUAACCACCAAAAUAAAUGACAAUGAAUUCACCACCCAGUCUGUUAUACCAGAGACAGGAGAGAAAUGUGGGAGACAUUAUUUAUUCACCGACGAUGAGUGUAUCAUUACAUUAACACAUGAAAAGGCUCAAAAAGAUGGAAAACGAUACUUCCGAAGAGUAACAUCGUAAUCAUCUGUACUUACCAUGAGUAUUUUUAAGUGAACUUGGAAUCUUAAAUAAUUUUUAUUUUUAUAUAUUUUUUCUAUAUAAUUUGUUAUUAUUUUAUACCAUGCUGAUUUUAUUUAUUUAAAAGGGAAAAAGGGAAUUAUUAUACAUCAUUAUUAUGAUA
Messenger RNA from Aricia agestis (brown argus), 646 nucleotides. Its product is annotated as fatty acid-binding protein-like. The transcript has 5 exons. Lineage: Eukaryota; Metazoa; Arthropoda; Insecta; Lepidoptera; Lycaenidae. Gene Ontology annotation, cellular component: nucleus; cytosol. Gene Ontology annotation, molecular function: fatty acid binding. The record is from RefSeq and is a predicted model, not a curated record. Gene Ontology annotation, biological process: fatty acid transport. The coding region runs from base 73 to 486 and encodes 137 amino acids.